GACAUCGCAGACUCAGCUUUCUUCGAUCUCAUCACUACAGCAUCACAGCCUCGCCUCUUCUGUCUCGUUUUCAAUACCGCCAUCAUGCAGAUCAACAGCUUCCUCGCUGCUCUCGCAGUCUUCCUGCCCAUUGUAUAUGGCGCCCCUACCGCCGCUGCCAACACCCUCCACCCCGAGAUCCUGGCUGCCAUGAAGCGCGACCUUGGACUUGACGCUGCUCAGGCCCACGCCCGUGUUGCUCGUGAGCUCAAGGCCACCGAUGUCAUCGAGCAGCUCCGCACUGCUGCCGGCUCCUCUUUCGCUGGUGCUUGGCUCGUUGACGGUGACCUCAGUGUCGCCGUUACCGACGAGGCCCUGACCUCUGAUGUCACCGCCGCUGGCGCAAAGGCGUUCGUCGUUGACACUCCCCUUGAGAAGCUCGAGAACGCCAAGAAAGCUCUCGACGAGAUGGACAUCUCCGCCCUUGGCAAGCGAUCUGAGGAGGCUGCCAGCGGCAUCGCCUCCUACUACGUCGAUGUCGCCUCGAACAAGCUUGUGCUCGAGGCGCUUUCCAGCAGCAGUACCCAGGCUGCUGACCUCGCCAAGAAGGCCGGUCUUGUCGAGGGUGAGUACGAGGUCAAGACUGUUGAGGCCCUGCCAACCGUCCUUGCCACCGUCCGUGGUGGUGACGCAUACCUCAUCAACCGUGGCGGCCGAUGCUCUGUCGGUUUCUCUGUCACCACCGGUUUCGUCACCGCUGGUCACUGCGGUACUGCCGGCGCCGCUGCAUCCACCACCGGUGGUGCCAGCACUGGAACCUUCAGUGGUUCGUCCUUCCCCGGAAACGACUACGCCUUCGUCCGUUCCACCAGCGGAAACACCUACCAGGGUGUCGUAAACAACUACAGUGGUGGCACCAUUGCCAUCUCUGGAAGCACCGCCGCCGCCACUGGCGCCAGCGUCUGCCGUUCCGGUUCCACCACUGGUGUCUUCUGCGGUACCGUCCGCGCCCUGGGCGCGACUGUCAACUACGCUGAGGGCCGUGUCACUGGUCUCACUCAGACCAACGUCUGCGCCGAGCCCGGUGACUCUGGCGGUUCUUUCUACUCUGGCUCCCAGGCCCAGGGUGUCACCUCCGGAGGAUCUGGCAACUGCAACAGCGGAGGUGUCACCUACUUCCAGCCCGUUAACGAGAUCCUCUCCGCUUACGGCCUCACUCUUGUCCGCGGUUAAGCCGUGGUUGUUGUUGAUUCUGGCUUGUGACGAACUUUUCAGGUCGGGUAUUUGAGUUGUAUAUAUUUCAAUUGAGUCACAUAUCUAUAUC
Parastagonospora nodorum SN15 is the source of this 1303-nucleotide messenger RNA. RefSeq lists its product as hypothetical. Gene Ontology annotation, biological process: proteolysis. The record is from RefSeq and is a predicted model, not a curated record. NCBI's taxonomy places the organism in Eukaryota, Fungi, Ascomycota, Dothideomycetes, Pleosporales, Phaeosphaeriaceae. The coding region runs from base 85 to 1212 and encodes 375 amino acids. Gene Ontology annotation, molecular function: serine-type endopeptidase activity. Gene Ontology annotation, cellular component: extracellular region. The transcript has a single exon.